Messenger RNA from Gordionus sp. m RMFG-2023, 7343 nucleotides. RefSeq lists its product as uncharacterized. The record is from RefSeq and is a predicted model, not a curated record. Gene Ontology annotation, molecular function: beta-N-acetylglucosaminidase activity. NCBI's taxonomy places the organism in Eukaryota, Metazoa, Nematomorpha, Gordioida, Chordodea, Parachordodidae. Gene Ontology annotation, biological process: glycoprotein metabolic process. Bases 80 to 5746 code for a protein of 1888 amino acids. The transcript is spliced from 21 exons.
GUUGAAGUGAAUUAAAAAACAUUUCUUGCAUACAUAACAUGUAAUUUUAAAUAAAUAAUUGCGAUAUAAACCCAUUGAUAUGUCUGAUAUGUCCACUAAAAUAAAUUCUGAAUUAAAUAGUCAAAAACCCCCUAAGUUUUUAUGUGGGAUAGUAGAAGGGUUUUAUGGUCGGCCCUGGACAAUUGAGCAACGUAAAGAAUUAUUUAAACGUAUGAACAAAUUACAAUUAAACACAUAUAUGUAUGCACCUAAAGAUGAUACAAAACAUCGUACUUAUUGGCGGGAUUUGUAUUCAAAGGCAGAAGGAGAAUGUUUGACUAGUCUAAUCAAGUGUGCAAAGCAAAAUAAUAUUGAUUUUUAUUAUGCACUUUCUCCUGGAUUAAAUAUAACUUUUUCAAAAACAAAAGAUAUAGAGGCUAUUAAGAAAAAAAUGGACCAAGUUGCAACAUUUGGUUGUACAUCAUUUGCCCUGUUGUUUGAUGAUAUAGAUGCAGAGCUUUCAGUAUCAGAUAAGCUCAAAUUUAAAUCAUUUGCUGAUGCUCAAUCAAUUGUAACAAAUGAAAUAUAUGAACAUUUAGGAAAGCCUAAUUUUAUGUUUUGCCCAACAGAAUACUGCGUGUGCCGCGCCGUCCCUAACGUCACUUCGUCCGAUUACCUCAAAACGCUUGGCCUGAACCUCAACCCAGCUAUAAGCGUUAUGUGGACAGGACCUAGGGUGGUUUCGAAACGAGUCAACAGAUCCGGGCUAGAGGAAUUAAAAUCGGUAUUACCUAAAGGGAAUAAUUUGAUUUUGUGGGACAAUAUACAUGCUAAUGACUACGAUCCGAAACGAAUUUUUUUGGGGCCCUUUAAAGGCCGGGACCAAGAUAUUAUUUCUGGUUACGGAUUAGAAGAAGAUGACAUUAAUGUCAAUGAAUAUUAUAAAGAAGAUGAUAAUAUGAAAGUUAAUAACACAAACGAAAGUGACAAAAUUAGCCGAAAUUUACCAACGUUUUCUGGUAAUAUUGAUGAUGAAGUUAGCUCAAAGAGUCCAAAUAAGGCAGUGAUAUCAAAAAACGAUACGGGAAGUAUUAGUAAGGAAAUUCUUGAGCCCUAUGGCCUAAAAACGUUUGAUAAACAUGGCUCCUAUAGAAGAGGGCCAUUAGACGGUGUUCUCUCAAACCCUAAUUGCGAGUUCGAGGCCAAUUACGUGGCCAUCCAUACGCUAGCCCAAUGGAGCAAAAUCAAAAUGGACCCGGUGAUUCGAGAAAAUAUUGCUGCGACUGAGAAUUGUGAGGCCCUGGCUCAAACUAAAUAUAGUUACGAUCCGAGAAUAGCCCUCGAGAUAGCCUUGACAAGCUGGUUAGAUCACGUAAACUCGCGCGCGCCUUACUUGGUUCAAAUCCCUCGUUGUCUCACGACCCAAAGCGGAAUAUCGGCCACUGGAGGAGGCAUCAGUGGGUACGAUUCUAGCGCAUAUCUCAAUUAUUACGGGACGGCCACUAACAAUUUAACCACCCUACCUGACCCCGUUAUCUCUAAGCCUGCUCCCUCCUCUAACAACAGUAUCCCUAGUAGUUCGUCCUCCAUCGAUUCCAGCACUUCCGUGACAUCUACAGACGUUUGUUCCAUUCCCAAAAUUAAAGACAAGAUUGUUUUCAAGGAUAUCGAUAAUAAGAAUGCUAGCGUGAAAUUGGAACAGAAUGAACUUAAUAAUUUUGAAUUGGAGGGAAACGAGGAUAAUUCUGAUGACCAAUCGUGGGGUAGCGGACCUAGGAGGUCUUCUGUAAGGUAUAACAGCUUGUCGGAAGACCACCAUAAUGGAAAGAAACCCUUAGAGUCGUUCAUGGAGAGAUUUCUAAAACUAGAACGCUCCUAUUACAUCCUGCCUUCCCUUCAUAUGCAGCCAGUCAAUAGCUUGGUGGAGAAGCUCAAGGAUGAGGAUCUAAAUAUCCUUCUUCCUUCAACAAAUGACGAUGCCAAAGAAUAUGAAGAAGAUAAAGAUGCCAAUGCUAUAAACCAUUUUGAAGUUAUCUGUAUUAAUGUCAACGAAUAUACAAUUGGCAUGGAAAAAAAUAAUGAUGGUAAACAAAUAGUUCCUGUUCAAAACGAAAAGUCGCUGGCACCGCCACCAAGUACAUCUUUAGAAGGCCAUGAAGAAAAAAUGGAUUGUACAGACAUAAAGCCCGGCAGCCCUUCUAAAGCUAAUACUUCUAUUCAAAGCCAGUCAUGUGGCAAUACUAAUUUUGAUCAACCUUAUUCUGCUUCUUUCCAACAAAACAUGGGAGACUCAGAUAAACCAUAUAGCAUUUUAGGCAAUGCCACAUCUACUUCAUCUACAACUCCUAACAUUACCUUUCCAUAUUUGAAUGAUUUAGAACCUCUUAAAGAAACCUGUUAUACUCCUACCAUCCCUAUGUCACUCUCGACUUCAUCUUCUAAUCGACAAGCCUCCAUAAUAUUGGCAAAUCAAACCCCCACAGAAGGACUUGAAUGCGACAUGGAUUUGGAAAGGGAGAUCAAAGGCACGCUGGAUUAUUAUAAAGCUCAAACCUUGUCAGAUGCCGUAGACCAAAUGGCUAGUUAUAGCUCUUCCAAUCACGCGACACCCACUUUACACGCUCAUAACUCAUCCCUUACCAGCUCAAAUUUAUCCGAUCCCACUAUCGAUUCCAAUGAUAACCCACGUAAAGUACAAAACAGUUUUGAUGUCACAAAAUCAGAGUUUGAGGAGCCCCACAAAUCCAAAACGAAUACAAAUAAUUUCUCCGCCAGCAAUCUAGUCUACAAAAUUCAUUACGAGACUUUUGAACCAAUGCAAAUCGACAUGUUGGCUGCUGAAAGCCAAAAUCGUGAUACUGGCCAAUUUCGGAUACCAAUGGAAAACAUAGCCAAUAGCAAUGAAGAGUGUAUUCAUGAAGAAGUGAGUAUGGACCACCAAGCACAUCAUUUGAUAGAGGAAGAGGAGAGAGAGGAAAAGAACGAGAUGGAAUCAAGCCACCGUGAUGAUAUGAAAAUGGAUAAAGAACUACUAGAAAAGACUGGUGAAUCUCACACUAAUAAUAGAAACAUGACGACAUUUAUAAACUAUUCUUUGACCAAUAAAACUUUACUCCCUACGAAUUCUUCUGACUCCAUCGAACAACCCCAUUCCCCAAAUUUACCCCGAAACGAUUCUCAGCCAUCCAUAUGUAACGGAAUGCAUGAUAAGAACAUAAGUAAUAAAAGACGAUCGACCGAGGAGAUAAAUUUGGAAGAUGCCUGUCUACUUUCCGACUUGUUCUAUCUGCCAUUCGAGCACGGACCAGCCGGACAAGAAUUGCUGGACGAAUUUCACUGGCUCAAAUCUAACGCACUCUCUUUUUUAACCGAUUUUAAAGAUAUUGGACUGGGAGAAGAUUCUGAAAUUUUUAAGGAAAACGACAUUGGUAACAGAAACCUACCUAUUAACGUUAAACAAGAGGGCGGUAACGAUAAAAAUGUGGAUGAUAACAAUAGAUAUGGCCCUAGUGGAAGCAAGGAGAAGCCUAGAAUAAGGAAAUGGACCACCUACUUCAGGGCUAAAAAGAAAGGAGGAGAAAUUGAUACCACAGUUAAAAAUGAAGCAGAUACCACUAAAUCCGACUCCCAUCCCAUUACAUUAGACCAGUCUACACAUAAAAACCUUAAAAAUAUGCCUACAUCUGCACUGAAUAACGAAUGGACCGAAAGGGCGCAAGCUUUCGACAAUAGAUGCAAGACCAUCAUAUCUUUAUGCACAAAAAUGAUCAAGGUCCGUAACAAAGCCGUUCUUUUCGAAUUUUUCCCUUACGUAUGGGACCUCAAAGGGGUUUUGACCUUGGUUAGAGGAUUCCUAAGCUGGUUAGCUUUAGGAAUAUUUCCCACCAGGCCCCUUACUUCCGCUACCCUCAAUGGUUCACCUUUUUUUUGCAAUACUUCCAGCACUUACAACGCCUUCACGUCAUACGAUUCACUGUCCCUCCCUCCUUCGCCCCCAUCACAAAACCUUUCUUCUGCAAACGCUUAUAAUAGAUCUACUCGCUCAUCCGUCUUUAUCAAACAUUUAUCAGAAUUGUUGGAAGAGAGAUACUCUUGGAACGCAUAUUACGGUAAAGGAUUUUCUAUAGUUGCUAAGUCCACUUAUUCCACUAUAAACAGUUUUGCUUACGGCACUGCUGCCACAAAUGCCGCCACGAAUCAUAAUUCUAACGCUAUAAUAACGAACAUCAAUAACGACCCUAAAAGUACUUAUUUAUUACCUAACUCCAACCCUUCAGACAAUUUUGAAAAUUUGUUUAGUCCCAACGAUAAUAGUACUAAAUACGACAUGUCUAACCGUAACGCCAAAGAAGAAGGUAGUUUAAUUGAGAAAGGGGAGAUGGGACUGGAUAUAAAAAUCGAUCAUAAUGAAUCUAACACACACAUUGAAAAACAGAAAGGAAGUGAUAAAAGUAUGUCCAGUAAUACGAAAUGGGAAUCAGGCUCGAUAGAUGAAAAGGAAAUUAGUGAUAACGGAAAAGAUAAACGUGCAAAUGUUAUAAACAAUGAUAAUCACUUUGACGAAAAAAACGAUGAUUCCAUAAUCGCAAAUAUUGUAAAUAGUGUACCGAUAAGAGCAGAAAAUCACGAUUAUAACCAAGCGUCGAAAAUGGUCAUCGAGGAAACUGCCGUCAAUGCUUUCAAUCAAAAUAUUCCACUACCAGCGUCGACUCCCGAAUACCUUUCGAACAUCAUACCAGAUACUACUAUUCAAAAAUCCGUAAACAGCGUUGACUUUACGUCUCCCACCAUUGGAUGUGACAAUAAUUUAAACAAUCCGAAUAACUUGAUAAUUAAUUCGUCAUUAUGUCCCGUUAAUCCAAAUCCAACUGGUAUUUUACCCGUAGCCAAUAAUUUCGCAAGUUCCAAUACCGUGUCUGAACCGGCUAUCAUAAGAGGAGGGUUGCAGGCCGAAUUUCACAGAAUGUUGCCACUUGAUACAUGCAUUGACCUUUUCUGUCACAGGCCUCCUUACCCUCCCAUCAAGACAACUUAUACCAUAAGGCCUUAUAAUAGUUUGACCGAUGAAGAUGCCAUAUACAAAAUUUGCCGUUUAACCUACGACGACGGAAAGGAUGCGACUCAUUGGUUCGCGGAUCAUAUGGAUUUACCUGGGGAUUACCUAGCCUCAGCCUUUCUCACAUUGACUCCUUCCACCUGUUUUGUCCUCGAGACCCAAGAGCAUAAUCAGCUUACAGGUUUCGCUCUUUGUGCACCGGAUUCAAAAAAAUUUCUCGAUUGUUUUGAGAUUUCUGUCCUUCCCCAUGUGACAGCCCGUUAUUCUGGUCAAUCAUUAACCUCUAUCUUUGCCCGCGAUUCGCGUGAUUUGUACGAAGUGACCAAAAAUAGCGAAAAUAUGUUACUGAAUACGGAAAAAGGCGAAAAAGAUGACACAGCUAUGGAUAUACCUAGUCACGCUGAAGACUUGAUCAAAACAAGAUUCACCGAUUACAAGAGGUACCUACCCUCCAAAUUGCUUCAACAUUAUCCUUCGUUGGUCCAGUUUGCCUUUCUCCCAAGCGUAAACGAUUUCAGUAUACCUAAAAGAAUGUUAGCAUGUCUCAUGUCCGUCAUAAAGCUAUAUGGUUCUACCGGGAUAUUCGCCAAAGUUCCAAUCAAGCAUCCGAAUGAACAAGACUUUUAUAUUAAGCUAUUAGGCUUUUACGAGCUGACUAUGUUGGAUGAGUAUCCACCCGAAGCCAUUAUUUUAGGACGAGCUUUUUAUUAAUAGGAGAAUAUGAAUAAAAUUUUCUUUGCAUCCCCUCCUCCUUGAAAAACCCUCUUUUAAGGAUUUAAGAUUAUUACAACACAAACUAUAUAAUUGCUUCUUACUCAAUUUGUUAAAAAUAUGGAAAAUCUCGAAAUACAAUUUUCGUCUUUAAUGCAUCCUAAUAUGUUGCAACAAAUUUUACAUCCUUAUAGAGUGUCUUUAUGAUAAUAUUAGAAUGAUUUUGGUUUGCAAAUGAUGAAAACCAUAUCCAGCAAGAAAUUAAUAUUUGUAUUUCGAAGAAAUUUUAACUCUCUAUUUGAGAAAAUAACCGUUUUUAUAUCUUUCAACUCUCGUUGAUAUUACUGAUUAGAGUCCUUUAAUAUUAUAUUCACUACACCUUUAAAAUUAGUAAGAAACAUGAGCAUUUUAACUUUUCUUAAAACCAACCAAACUAUUAAGACAUGGGAAAUUAUAUAAAUAAAGCGCGUAUUAUUGCACAGCAUUAUUUUUAUAAUCUUUAUAUUUACAACGAUAAAAGAUAUAAUGUAUAAUUUUCGGUGUUAUUUUUGACCUUCACUACACUAUAGCUGUCCCAUUUUUAUAUCAUAUAAUUUUUUAAUUGCUAGAUUUUUAUUACAUAAAUUCCUUGCAUUAUAUAGUUAUAUAAACAGUUAUGUAAUAUAUAUGAAUAUUUUCUCACGCUGGAUACUAAUUUUAUCUCUUCAAUUAAGCCUCCUAAAUCUUAACCAUUUAUAGUAUUUAAAAUACUGUUGCAAUUUGGAAAGCUAUGUUAGUGAUUUGUAAAAGCCUUUAUUAUUUAAUAAAUUAAAGUUUAUAAAUUCCCAUAUUUAUAUUCAUAUACUCUUUAAAUUUAAGUAUACCAAUUAUUAAAAUAGUCAAAUAUCAUUGUAAAAUUUAGAAGAUUUUUUUUACAAUUAGAGAAUAUUAUAAUGGACAACAUACCAUAGAUAUAUUAAAAAAUACACAUGGGAUAUAUAAAGAAUUUAAAAAUUGAUUAACACUUUUCAUAUUAAUCGAUCUCCUUUUUUAGAAUAAUAAUGGAUGAAGUUUGAAAUAUUAUCAGCAUAAAUACAUUAUCUUUUUGAUGCGCUAUUCGACGUUAGAAAUUUCAUAUACUUAGUUGUUAAAAUCCUCUUUAUGCGGAAUAAUAGCCUUUGAUAUCUAAAAUUGUAUUUUAACAAAUACAAAUUAGCAAAUUUUAUAUAUAAUUUUUUUCUCCUAAUCCAAAAACGCUUUUGGCUAUACAUAAACGCGUAGUUAUUUUUUUAAAAUCGCUUAUUUAUAUAAUAAAUGGUUUAAUAAGAAAAACCUUAAGAAAAUAAAUAUGGAGUUAGUUUUUAUUUUAAAAAGUGAAAUCACGAUUUUAGCAACAAAAUAUUUAAAAGGUUGUUCCUCACUUUUUUGCCUUCAUCUAUCGUUUUAAAUCUCAAAUACUAAUCUGAAAUAUUUUUAUUCGUCGUAUUAUAAUAAUAAUAUUUUUUUAAAGAAGUACCAAAAAACAUAUAUCACAACACCAACGUAUUAUUAUUUAUUUUGGUAUCGCGCAUGAUUUUAGCAUAUGAUGUACCUGUAAUUAAAACGGAUAAAGAAAUUA